Messenger RNA from Nicotiana tabacum (common tobacco), 1728 nucleotides. Lineage: Eukaryota; Viridiplantae; Streptophyta; Magnoliopsida; Solanales; Solanaceae. The record is from RefSeq and is a predicted model, not a curated record.
AUGACGAUUACAGAAACAAGAUCGAAAAGUACAGAAGAAUCAGUUAAGAAAUUAGACAUGCAACUGCAGAAUUACAUGGAGACUAAUGAUGCUAGAUUGGAGGGUUUGGCCAAGAAGAUGGAUCUUCUAAUGGAGAAACUGAUUCCCAAUCAAGAGGGAAUUCUGGGAAGUGCGCCGGGUCUUCAAUUAGAUGCUUCUGGAAGUAGACUGCACAAGAAUGACCAAUUCGAGCAAGCUAGAUUCCAAAGGAGCAAUCACCAUGGUCGGUUUGAGUUCCCAUUUUUUGAUGGAGUUGAUCCCUGCUCGUGGCUAAGGAAAGGGGAGAGAUACUUCCACUACAAUCGAAUCCUUGACCCUGAUGAGAAGUUGGAAGUAGCUGUCCUGCACUUAACAGGUAAAGCUGAGGCAUGGUUUUUCUCAUAUCAUGUUAGUAAAGGUGUAAUCAAAUGGCAUGAGUUUACUGAAGAAAUCUGCAAAAGAUUUGAAGGAGCUAGUAAUAGUAAAUUCAACUUAAUUGGAGAAUUUAAAAAGGUGGAACAAAAAGGAACAGUAGAUGAAUAUUUGGAAAGGUUUGAAGAUUUGAAGGCCUGGGUGUUGAUAAGGAAUCCCACCAUUCCAGAAGAUUUCUUCCUAGAAUUCUUUGUGGAAGGUCUCAAGGAAGAAAUAAGGCACACAAUUAAGAUGCUUAACCCUUUCACCCUAAGUCAGGCUGUGGAUAAGGCUCGAUAUCAGGAGAGGCUAAUCCAAGUACAGAAUAGGAAGGAGAGAAGUCAGUGGGGAAGAAGUAAUAUUACAGGGUAUAAUCAAACUAAUGGGGUAAUGGUUAAGGGAGCUAACUCUUCAGUGGGAGGCCAGGGUAACAAGCUCCUUGAAUUGAGGAAAGCUCAAGGGCUAUGUUAUAAGUGUGGUGAAAAAUAUCAUGUUGGGCAUCAAUGCAAAACUAAACAGCUGAAUACUAUGUCUGCUUCAAUUGAUCCAACUGAAUUGGAGCAGAGUGAAGGGAUAGAAGGUGAUGUUAAGGAAUUGGAGGAGAUGCCAGGGGAAGAAAUUAUGGAUGAAGCAAUUAGUCUGAAUGCACUUUCAGGUACUGAAGUCCCAAAUACCAUCAAGUUGGGAGGAGAGGCAAAAAGGAACAAGAUUACUAUUUUGUUAGAUUCGGGGAGCACCCAUAGCUUCUUGGAUCUGGAGACUGCUAGGAGGAUAGGGUGCCAAAUUAUUGAGGCAGUCCCUAUGAGAGUGACUGUAGCAAAUGGGAACCAUAUUACAAGCCUACAUUCUUGUCCUAGAUUCAAAUGGAAGAUACAAGGGGUGGAGUUUGAGGAUGCUGUGAGGCUUGUUAGAUUGGGGGGAAAUGAUAUGAUAUUGGGUGGUGACUGGAUGAAGGGACAUAACCCUGUACUCUUGGAUUUCAUUGAGUACAAGGUCCAGGUGACACAUAAAGGGAAGAGAGUGGAGCUUAAGGGCAUCUACAGUAAAGGAGAAUUGAAAAGUAUGACAGCAGUGGGAGUGAGACAACUAUUGAAGAAAGGGCAGGCUAUUUGGGCACAUCUCUUCACACUCUCAGCCCAGAAAAUACCAAUGACAGAAGAAAUACCUGCAGAAAUUGUUGAAGUACUUGCAGACUUCAAAGAUGUCUUUGAUGAGCCCACAUCCUUACCACCAAAAAGAGGCCAUGAUCAUCACAUUCCCCUGAAAAGUAAUGCAAACCCAGUCAGCCGGAGACCCUAG